GCAACUACACAUGCAUUUCUGCAUUUGGUGCCACUUUGGGAAGGAGGGAGGGACUCACCAGCCUCAGGUGGUGAAGUUUUUUUCUCAGUUCCACCGCGCGAAGUGCGAUAGUGCUGUAUCGUUGUACUUUGUAGGUGAUCGCGAGCAAUCUUUUGGAGUGUUGUGUUGGUGGAGACAUGCGAAGCGCCGGGUCGUGUUUGAGACCUGAAUGAGUCAUGGAAGGCUCGGUGCAACGACUAGUGAUUCAGCUGUACAAAAGCGCAGUUGCCGCUGGCUUUCGAACUCCCUGCUUCACUUCUCCUUCUUUCUCGGCCCCUUCUUCGCGGGCCUUUAUGCCCGUCCAUUGCUUCCUUUUACGAAUUCCAUUUUCACACAUACGAAGCCCUAGUAAAUUGGUGGUCGCUCCGAUCCGCCCCACACGCCCGCAUUUGCUUUCUAGUUCUCGUUUUACUCCUUGCAAGGAUUAUUCAAGGCGGUUGGAAAGGAAUUAUUAUGUUGGGUCCAGGAUACUCCCUGCGAACGGGAGACAGUCCUCUUUUUGGAGACGUAAUAGUGAUGUCAAGGAUGAUGUUACAGCUGCAGGUGCCCGCAAGUCACACGAGUUUCCAUCAGCUCCUGAGUCUAAGAAUGGGACAGCUGAGGUCUCAUAUAAGAAGGCCGGAGAGCGGAGGACGAUAACUGUUUCGAGGCCUCUGAAGUGGGCCAAUACGCUAGCUGCACUCUCCUCUACUCAGCUUCGAGAAGCUAUUAGGUUGGCAUCGCUUGAUGAGAAAGUCUAUGACGCUGUCAUGCUGGUCAAGGUACUGGGUCUUAAUGACUGGAGUCGGAAGAGAAAAGAACUUAAUUUCAUAGGGGGGCUACUUCGAGACGCUGAUCCUGAAUUAAUGGAACAGGUCCUACGAGCGUGCGAGGAUGGCGACCGUUUAGGCUCGACGAGUCGCAGACUUUCCCUUCCCUAUUUCCGUCCCCAUUACUUUAAUUCUAGCAGUACAGGCGGCAACCUUUCUCGUCUCUGGAAUACUUCUGCAUCAAAGAAUUUCGACUCAAGUUCCAAGAGCAAUCUGUACACGGCGAUGGUUGGAACGGUUUCAGCAAUGCAACGGAAGCCAUCGUUAAGCGUGCAACAUACAAGGGAGCAAGUUCAAUUACCAAACACGGUCAACACAGCACCUCAGUUCAGGUUUCCACAAUCAAUACAACACUUCAAGUCAUCGCCUUCUAAUUUUGUACCCCCUGUUUCGAGGACUGUGAAGGUUGCUCUCCAAGCCGUAUCGAAGACAAAGUCUCAUUUGACUAAUGGGUACGCCCUUCCUCAGCUUGCCCGACGCUUCGGUAAAUUACGUGCGCAAAAUCAGAAUUCACACUUGUUGACAUCCAGAAAGACGCCGGACGUGGGUGUGACCUCACAGGCUGUAGACUCUGGACGUGGAGAAGCAUGGGAAAGAGCUGCUCACCAGUUGGGAAUAUUGGUGCUGGCGAAGCCCUUGAGUUUAUCUGCGUUGAAGACAGAGGUACCGUUGUCGGAGUUCGAGCCUGAAAAAUCUCAUUCGUCCACUUCCAUAGCUACGGAUCGGAAUGACUAUUCGAAAUCCUUUAGAUUGAGUAGUUCAUGCGAAAAAAAGUCAGAGAUUUUCAAACCUGUGAUUGUGAAUGAGCGUUCAUGUAAGUCAGAGAUUUUCAAACCAGUGAUUGUGAAAGAGCGUUCAUGUAAGUCAGAGAUUUUCAAACCAGUGAUUGUGAAAGAGCGUUCAUGUAAGUCAGAGAUUUUCAAACCAGUGAUUGUGAAUGAGCGUUCAUGUAAGUCAGAGAUUUUCAAACCAGUGAUUGUAAAAGAGCGUCCUUGCAAGUCUUUGAAUUUUUCUGACUACAUUCCUGAGCAAAAGUCUGGGUUUUCUAAUUCAGCUGAAAAAAUUGGUGAGGAAAACCAACCAAGCAGCCAUGCUGAUCAAUCUGAGAGUGGUCAAAUUAAGAAGACUUCAGCUAAACGGAGUAUCACUGUUAAGAAAGCUAUUGUUGAUAAUUCACCGGAAGAAAGUAAGCUCAGAACCAGAUCAAGGAAGAAACAUGUCCCUGUCCAACUUGAAAGAAAGGAUCUAGGAGAGAAUAACGUCACAGGUGACUCGCACGUCUCGGCACUAGAUUCCGAGAGGUCUUCCAACAUGGAUCCGUAUGAGGAACGACGGCCAGUGUCUAUAAAAUCUGUAAUGAUCGUAGACAGCGUCGAAAAGGCUGAAAUGGUUGUUGAGCAGCUGAUGAGCGAAUACAAGAAUGUGGUGCAUGCUUGUGAUACUGAGGUUGCAGGGAUAGAUGUGAAAAAAGAGAGUCCGGUUGGACAUGGGCAAAUCACAUGUUUCAGUAUCUAUUGUGGACCUGGUGCGGAUUUUGGAUAUGGCAAGAACCGCCUCUGGGUUGAUGUGUUGGAUGGUGGGGAUGAUGUUCUGAGAGUCUUUAAACGUUAUUUUGAGGAUCCCUCUAUUCAAAAGGUUUGGCACAACUAUAGUUUUGACAAACAUAUACUCAGUAGGCAUGGAAUACAUCCUCAAGGUUUCUAUGCAGAUACUAUGCAUCUGGCUCGUCUAAAUGAUUCAGCGAGGAGAGGUUCCAAAGGAGGCUACGCACUGGAAGUAUUGAGUGCCGAUAGGAAAGUCAUGGAUUAUUGCUCAAAGAAUUUUACUGAAGAAGAUGGUUCUGUGUUUGUGGGAAAGAAGUCAAUGAAAGAGUUAUUUGGAAAGGCCAAGUUGAAAAAAGAUGGCACACCUGGUAAAAUCAAAGUGGUACCUCCAGUUGAUGAAUUGCAAAGAGACGAGGAGCUGCGGGACGCUUGGAUUCAUUACUCUACACUUGAUGCAGUAUGCACGUGGCGCCUCUUUGUAAGUCUUCAGCAUAAGCUGAGUAAUACUCCAUGGAGUGUAGCAGAAUUGAGACAUAAGGGAUCUAUGUACGACUUCUAUGAGAAGUACUGGAGGCCGUUUGGAGAGGUUUUGGUGCAGAUGGAGGCUUAUGGAAUGCUUGUGGAUUAUGAUCACCUUGCCACUGUUGAAAAGCUUGCUAGGGCUCAACAAAAGAUAUCAGUAAGUCGCUUCCGGAAGUGGGCUGCAAGAUACUGUCCAAAUGCUGCACGAAUGAACGUUGGAAGUGAUGCUCAAAUUCGCCAGUUUUUGUUUGGAGGCACUGCAAACAGGAAGGAUGCAGAUCAAGCACUACCUAUGGAGCGGGUUUUCAGUACGCCCAAUACCGAUGGAUUUAUAGAGGAGGGCAAAAAGAUUGCGAAAAAGACAAAGCCUAUGGUUAUAACAGGGCUCGCAAAUCACGGUAUCAAAAUACCUGUGGAGACCUAUACGUCUUCUGGCUGGCCAGCGGUUGGUGGUGCAGCAAUUAGGGCACUUGCAGGCAAAGUUUCUAUCGACUAUUCUGACAUAGACGAUGAUGCUGCGGAAGGAGUACUGGAGGUCGAUACAGAACCUGAGGUUUCACUAACCUCAGCUGGAGUGGAGACUGACCACGAAGAAGAUUUAUCUGUAUAUGGCAAGGCUUAUAAGGCCUUCCUUGGAGGUCAAGAGGGCAAGGAGGCAUGUAUGGCAUUGGCUGCAUUGUGUGAAGUUGCUUCAAUCAAUACAUUAUUGUCCAAUUUCAUAGAACCAUUACAGGGCAAUGAUAUCAAGAGCGUCUCUGAUGGGCGGGUGCAUUGUUCCUUGAACAUUAAUACUGAAACUGGGCGAUUGUCUGCGAGAAGGCCAAGCCUGCAGAACCAACCAGCUCUUGAGAAAGACCGUUAUAAGAUCCGUCAAGCUUUUGUUGCUGCUCCUGGAAAGGCUCUUGUGGUGGCUGAUUAUGGGCAGUUGGAGUUGCGAUUACUUGCUCAUUUAGCCGAUUGCAAGAGCAUGAAAGCAGCAUUCAUAGCUGGUGGUGAUUUCCAUUCAAGGACGGCUAUGAACAUGUACCCUCAUGUUCGUGAAGCAGUUGAAAAAGAUAGAGUGUUGCUGGAAUGGGAAGGUCUAGAGAAACCACCAGUUCCGUUGUUAAAAGAUAUGUUUGGGUCAGAGAGGAGAAAAGCCAAGAUGCUGAACUUCUCAAUUGCGUACGGGAAAACAGCCAUGGGACUUGCCAAGGAUUGGAAUGUGAAAUUAGACGAGGCGAAAGCAACAGUGGACCUUUGGUAUAGUGAUAGGCCUGAAGUACUUGCUUGGCAAAAAGAGCGGAAACAGGAGGCUCACGAGACCUUACGUGUACAUACAUUGUUAGGGAGAGCACGUCAUCUUCCUGACAUAAAUUCUUCCAAUUCAUUGCUUCGGUCUCAUAUGGAGCGUGCUGCUAUCAAUACACCCGUCCAGGGAAGUGCGGCAGACGUCGCAAUGUGUGCUAUGCUUGAGAUCAAUCAGAAUGCGAGGCUUCGGGAACUUGGAUGGAAACUCCUUCUACAAGUACAUGACGAGGUUAUACUCGAAGGACCGUUGGAGUCUGCUGAAGAAGCCAAAGAACUCGUGAUAAAAUCCAUGAUGUAUCCCUUCAACGGCGAAAAUAUUCUGGAUGUCGAGUUGGUAGUUGAUGGCGAUUACGCUGAAAAUUGGUAUGCAGCCAAAUGAAGAAGGGCUUCAUCGAAGCUGUCUGCUCAUAUUACGCCGUCUUCUGUUCCUCAACUGUAUUAUAUGAUUGCGUUCGAAACUCGAUGUGCCACAUACAAGGUGGUGAACAGGAAGGUGUAUUGUAAUCAGAUGUCCGGCACUGGUGAUGGAGACGUAAAAAAGUACCGAUCGCUCAGAUUUGCCAUUGCUACCUUUCAGUGUCUCUUCACACUGAUCUGUGGGCAGACCCGAACAUCACCAUCGAGGAUUGGCGAAAUAUUGCUCGAGAUCAAUUCUGUGCAUAACUCACAGGCAUGAAUGCCCAGAUCCUUCCGGAGUAUUCUUUAUGCGUAUCACAAUUAUUCUUUCAGAGAAGUUUGGGGUCAUUUAAGCGUCAACCUUGAGUCUGGCUUGGUUUUCAAGUUCAAUUCUUUUUAAGAGAUAGCGUGGAAUUGCUUCGAGUAGGGGGUUCCUCCUUUGUACACUAGAGUUCCUGUUAGGAGUGAAACAUAUGCCUAGAAAGAGCACUAAUAGUGGAUUAAUGUAGUAUUGAAUUGCUGGAAAACUGAUGCAUUACUUAUUUAUUCCGAAAGUCCUAAGACCAUUACUUUAGGAAGCAAGUGUUGACCUGUGACUUCUUCAGUUCCUGUAUGGUGAAAUAGGAAUGGCUGUUAGGACUUGCUCUCUGAAUUUUAAAUAAAAUUCAAGAAUCAAAUUUAUCAA
Messenger RNA from Physcomitrium patens, 5285 nucleotides. Lineage: Eukaryota; Viridiplantae; Streptophyta; Bryopsida; Funariales; Funariaceae. The record is from RefSeq and is a predicted model, not a curated record.